Molecule: messenger RNA, 932 nt
Organism: Vigna umbellata (rice bean)
Lineage: Eukaryota; Viridiplantae; Streptophyta; Magnoliopsida; Fabales; Fabaceae
Source: RefSeq, a predicted model, not a curated record
UAUGGUAAAAAGACAUUUCUUUAUUUCCAUUGUGUUGGUCAUAUAAUAUUGACUGAUUUUUUCUAUUUAUCACUUUUUUUUUAUAAUCAGAAUGCUUUAACGGAUCCUCAACGAGUUCAAACACCUUCAAUUAUGGAGUACUGGAAACCCUUGGCUGAAGAUAUGGAUCCCUCCGCUGGAAUAGAAGCUGAAUAUCAUCACAAGAAUAACAGGGUUUAUUGUUGGAAAGGUCUCCGUCUUGCUGCUCGACAAGACUUGGAGGGGUUUUCUAAGUUUACUGAUCAUGGCAUUGAAGGGGUUGUCCCACUAGAGCUUUUGCCACCAGAUGUCCGAUCUAAAUACCAAGCUAAGCCAAACGACAGAAGUAAGCGUAGCAAAAAGGAAGAAACAAAAGGCUCUGCACAUCAAGUUGAGGAAAAUCAGAUUGCCACAACUGCAACUGAGAUGGAUGGGGAUGGCAUUCGAACAGAUAACACAGCAACACCUAUGGAAUUUGAUGGUGCCAAUGUCCCUGGUACUCAAGGUGGAACCCCAACACCUGAAGAACUUCAGAAGCAUAGCUCAGACACUGAUGUAGGACAGGAAGCCGGCCAAUUAGAAGCAGAUGGCGAAGUUGAGGCCGGAAUCAUAGAUGGUGAGACAGAUGCAGAUGUUGAUUUAGAUACUGUUGGCUGAGGCCAGGCAAGUUUGCAGGUCGACAUGUUAAGGAUGAUGAACAUUGCGAGACAUGUUGGCAUCGUGUUUUUUGGACAAAGAUAGCUACAAUAUUAACCACCUGGCCAAGUUAAAUACACUUGCCGUUUUAAUUAUAUUUAUGUAGACUUUUGGUUUGAAUGUCAUUGGAAAAUGGUUCUCUUAAUGAAUAUGGCUCAAAAGAGGAAUGAAAUAUUGUAAAUCUGAGUUUUUCCUUAGUAUUCUCUGUGCAAUCAACA